Messenger RNA from Ruditapes philippinarum (Manila clam), 2594 nucleotides. RefSeq names its product monocarboxylate transporter 13-like. Lineage: Eukaryota; Metazoa; Mollusca; Bivalvia; Venerida; Veneridae. The record is from RefSeq and is a predicted model, not a curated record. Bases 542 to 1918 code for a protein of 458 amino acids. Gene Ontology annotation, molecular function: monocarboxylic acid transmembrane transporter activity. The transcript has 4 exons. Gene Ontology annotation, biological process: monocarboxylic acid transport; transmembrane transport.
AUUAGCAUAUAUCAUCAAUAUCUACAUCUUGGCCACGUGGGCUGGUCAUGUGGGCUCAAUAGUGUUGAAUUACAUGUAUAACAAUAUUAUCAUAACAUCAUACAAAGGAAAAAGAAAAACAAAACCAUGAGUUCAUUGUCUUCUUCAUCUUAUUAAACUACAAUAGCCACGGCAAACUAUAUUUGUAUGUAAUUGAUAUCAGCUGUAAAUUUACCACAUGGAUGAGGUACUAGUACAUUCUUAAGUCGCUUUAAUCGCUAUCUGAUGCACUAAGUACAUUUUAUUUGUUUAGAGACAUUCAAAUAUACCAUGAUUGUAAUAUUCCGACAAGGACACUUAUUUAUAAAAUGUAUAAUUACAUAAUAAUGGAGAAAUUCCCCGACACUUGUUACAUACCCUUUGAAAUGAAGCAGGAAAAAAAAUAAGAUUUAACAAAGGAUAAAAAAUUAUUUCAAUAUAACUAGAUGUAAAUAAAGAGAAGGAAUUUUGGAUACCAGAAAGUUGUACUUUAUAGUUUAAAAGGAACUUUGUAUUGUGAACAAUGAUAGCCAUACGAAAGGAUGGAGGAUGGGCUUGGUGCAUAUUAUUGAGUGUAAUAUGCUGUCAGACAAUUCUAGGUGGUGUUAUAUUUUCAAGCGGAAUAUUCUAUGUUAUUUUUAAAGAAGCGCUUAAUUCCGACCCCGUGGUAAUCUCAUGGCUGUGCUCUCUACCGAUGACAAUGUGGUAUUUUGCAUGUCCUUUUGGGAGUGUUAUCACAAAUAGAUUUGGAUGUCGGAAGUGUGCUUUUAUUGGUGGUAUCAUGGCAGCAGCAGGAUUAAUUCUCGGAUUCUUUGCUGAAAGUAUUGAAUAUCUGUUCUUCACUCAUGGGUUACUCACAGGUUUCGGUCUGGGUUUAAACUAUAUAGCUUGCAUGGCUGUGAUGAAUAUAUACUUUGACAAAUACAAGACCAUAGCAACAGGGAUAGCAUCGACGGGACAUAAUAUAGGACUUAUUGUUUAUACACAACUAAUGAACAAUUUGCAGGAAAACUACAGUUGGAGAGGAAUGCUCUUCAUUUUAGGGGCGUUGUCUUUUAAUCUUUGCACAUGUUCUACUGCCAUGUUUCCACUGAAGUCAGGAAAAGUAUCAAUGAUUAAUGAAGUUAAAGAAAUACAAUCUAAUACAGUUAAAAAGAAAGAAAAUGUAAAUUUAUCUUUGUUUAGAAAAUUAUCUUUUGUAUCAUUUUGUUCAAGUAAUAUAUUUACUAAUUUAAGUUUAGGUAUUUUCAUUUUGCAUUUGCCAUCUUACUCAAAAGAAGUUGGGUUUACUGAACAGACGUUUGGAACUGUGUUGAUGGUGUUUGGUGUAACUACGUUUGUGGGGAAAAUUGUAUACAGUUUAUUAGGCCAACAUCCAAGAUUGGACGAAACUACAUUAUAUACGUUCUCCCUUACGGCAACAGGAGUGUGUAUAUUUCUUAUUCCAGUAUUACUGACUGAGACAGGGAUGCUAACACUAUCGGGACUUGUUGGAUUUUUCUACUCUGUUACUGGAGCACUACUCCAGGCUGUCAUCUUUAAAAUAGUGGGAUACGACAGGUUCGCUGAUGGCGUUGGAUUAUCACUUCCAUUUAAAGCGGCUGGAAAUCUUAUCGGAGGUCCAUUGGCAGGGGUCCUACUCACCAUCACGGGAAAGUACACUUUUUCUUUUUAUCUCUCGGGCAUAUGUAUGACGGUGGCAUCUUUUCUUAUGUUUCUGCCUCUGUUAAGCCAUAGACGUCGAGACAGACGGGAAAAUAAUAAGAAUUUCAACACUGUUUAUGAGAUGAAUAUAUCCAAUGACAAGGAACAGGCUAAUGGACUGUAUGCUGCUAAUGGGGCACUCAAACCGACAUUUAAACCUUCUCUUGGCGACGAAGAGUGUGACAGAAUGUUAUAAGAGUGUGAAAAGAGUGAUAUAUGUAGGUAGAUUGGAGGCCGAGAUGAUAACAGUUAUAAAUAGAAUGGAAUUCAUAUAACGUGUAAUAUGCAAGACCUACAAAGGAUAACCUGUGAAACGUGUCACUUUCCUUAAAAGAUUAUCAUUUAGAUUUAACUUUUAGAAUGAACCAGUAAAUCUGGUGGUAAAUUAAGGUCACAGUUUGCUUUUUUAAAUUUUCAACAAGAAGUUUCAGUUUCCCUAUUUUAUAUUGUUUUAAAGAUCUCCUAUAGAUCUCGUACAUCUUUUAUUAUAUAAAAGUAUUUCUUAUGUAAGUAUGAAUACCAUAAUAAUUGACAGAAUUUUUCAUGUUUUAGUUAUUUAAAUGUGUUAAUUUCAGAUGAAUGUUGAAUAUCACUUGUAUUGCUCCUGUUUCUGUAUAUUACCCUCAGUGAUCUUUCACUAUAUUUUUUUCAUGUAUUGGAAAGACUUCUUUUUUGAAAAAAUCAGUCAAGUUUUAAUGACACUUUAUACAUGUACUAUUUUAUUAAAGCUUGUACCACGAUACAACAUUUUUUUAUAUUUUAAUUGAUGACGGAUAGAGUAUAUAUUAUUUAAUAAUGACGUAAACGUUUAUAGACUAUGGUUUUAAUAUUGUUACAGAAAAUAAAUGUGCCUGUCUUUUGAUAAAUUAAAA